AUGAAGUCCUAUUCAAAAUCAAAAAGUCAUGAAAGUCGAUACACAUCUGGUAAUGUGGGUGACAACAGCAGCAGUAUAUAUGAUCAAUCACCAUUUGAUAUUAAUCGAGAUUUUCGAACAAACGCUCCCGUUCAACAUUUAAAUACACAUUCUCCAUCUCAUUUACUUGAUAGAGAUACACGAGUAUCCGAGCGAGUUCAAAAUUCUAAUUUUACUACACAAUGGAUCAAAGAGCCUGUGAAAGAUUCUCUUGGCAAUAUAUUAUCAACAAAUGAAAAAUUUCGUAUUACCGUUAAUAUUGAAGGGUUUCGACAGGAUGAAGUUAAUAUCCGUAUUGAUGGCAAUAAACUAAUUGUAUCCGGUAAACAUAUGGAAAAUAAAGAUGAAAGUUCCGCAGAAAAACGCAUUGAAAAAUCAUAUGAAUUACCACGUGAUGUCGAUCCAUUCAGUCCACAUGUCAUGUUUCCAUCGUUAACAACAAUGCAAAUUGAUUUUCCGGCACGACAACAGCAUACACCAAGUAACAGUAGUGGUGGACAUUUGGCAAAUAUUGAUGAUUCAUUGCUGUAUCACCAUCAUCGUCAACCAAAAAUUACACAAGAAACACAUACAAGUGAAUAUUCAAGGACAAGAAAAAUUGGUGGUACAAGUGGAACAACAAGUUCACGUUAUAAAGACCGAAGCUUAAGUCCGAAAGCGUCUCAGAUCCACCGUGAACCAUUGGUCAAUAUCAAUACUGGAAACUAUGCUACAUCUAGUAGUAGCACUAGUCAUUAUCGUGCUGGUAGUGAUCAUGAUCCACCAUAUAGUGAUAGUUCAGCUCGCCAAAUUUCUGCGGAUUCAUUGUCAACCCAUGAUGAUUCAAAACUUCCGCAGAAUUUUUCGAAUAUAAGUUGGGCUGAUACGAGAAAAGAUGAUUACAGUCUAGCAUCGCCUUAUACAUCAUUAAUAUCACCAAGAAUUACGUCCAAUAUUCGCGAAAGAUCACGUAGUCCAUCUUACACAAGUAAUAUCUCAACACCGAAUUCAAAAAAAAAUGUUGAAACAUUUAGUGAAACAAGACGAGAACAGCACGUGCGACGAACAAGUCCUACAAGUGGCACAAAAGCAUCACAUGAAUUUGAACAUCAACAAUCAGGUAGUCCAUCAACACAAAAAUACUAUUCUAGUACGACACAAUCCACUCCAUCUACUGAUAAUGACAAUUAUUUGAGUAAUCGAUUCAAAACCGGUGUUAAUCUUGAUCGUUAUCCAGCCACUCCCACUUCAACACUCCAUUAUGAACCGUUAUCUCAUAGAAAUAAUGAUGGUCCAUCUCGUAAUGUUGAAGUUCGUGAAUAUUCUCGUCGUCUCGCAGGUAACGAACCAAUAUCAACAACACCAGGAUUAAUCAACAGUGAAGGAUUUAAUGCUGAUGCAUUUUAUAAAAGUGCAUUUCAACCAGAAAUCUACUAUGAUCAACAGGGACAACGAGGAAUUGAAAUGAAAUUAGAUGUGCAAAAUUUUGAACCAGAGGAAAUUAAAGUAACGAUGGACGGUCAAGAUUUAAUUGUUCAAGCUGAACACGACAGUCAACGAUCAUCAAAUCAUUCGUCUCGAUCUUAUAUCUAUAAACAAAUAACGUUACCACCGAAUGCUGAUAUAACAAGUUUGUCAUCUGAGUAUAAUGCUGAUAAAAAACUAUACAUAAGAGCAUUAUUGAAAGAUGAUAAAUCAAGUUUAGUAAAACACAAAUAA
Molecule: messenger RNA, 1737 nt
Organism: Didymodactylos carnosus
Lineage: Eukaryota; Metazoa; Rotifera; Eurotatoria; Philodinida; Philodinidae
Source: the annotation of a GenBank genome assembly